Messenger RNA from Penaeus monodon (black tiger shrimp), 471 nucleotides. It is a transcript of the gene ND-23, whose product is annotated as NADH-ubiquinone oxidoreductase subunit 8-like. Gene Ontology annotation, biological process: mitochondrial respiratory chain complex I assembly; mitochondrial electron transport, NADH to ubiquinone. The record is from RefSeq and is a predicted model, not a curated record. Gene Ontology annotation, cellular component: membrane. Gene Ontology annotation, molecular function: NADH dehydrogenase activity; 4 iron, 4 sulfur cluster binding. NCBI's taxonomy places the organism in Eukaryota, Metazoa, Arthropoda, Malacostraca, Decapoda, Penaeidae.
AUGAGACUCGGGCUGUGGUCAGGUGUCCUGAAGUCCUGUAUACGUGGAGCAACUGUAACCCAAACUCGCUCUAACUACAAGUAUGUCACACAAGAGGAUCCAAGCAUGGAAUGGAAAGAUAUCACUGACCGUGCAGCUGCAACAAUCUUCUGGACUGAGCUUUGGAGAGGUGCUGCUGUAACACUAGGUCACAUCUUCAAGGAACCAGCAACAAUUAACUACCCAUUUGAGAAAGGACCCCUUAGUCCACGAUUCCGUGGAGAACAUGCUUUGCGACGUUAUCCAUCUGGAGAGGAACGCUGCAUUGCUUGCAAAUUGUGUGAGGCCAUUUGCCCAGCUCAGGCCAUCACCAUUGAAGCAGAGGAGCGUGCGGAUGGUGCCAGGCGCACUACUCGGUAUGACAUUGACAUGACAAAAUGCAUUUAUUGCGGAUUUUGCCAGGAGGCAUGCCCUGUGGAUGCCAUUGUUGAG